UCUAGCAGUUUGAGAGCUGUUUCGUGGCGUGGUAGUCACUAAUUGUUUUUGUGAAGAAGCUCUUGUAAUUUUUUUCUAGGUUUCUUAACUCCACCAACUCCUUUAUUUCUUUAAAUCAAACUAAAACCUAACGCAGUUUAAAAAAAAGUGAAUUAAUAAGAGUGAUAAAGAAUGAGCGAAUUAACUCCGCAAAGUGCAAAAAAUACAAUAACAAGCAAAUGCUUUAAAUAACUUCGCAAUGAUAAGAAAAGUCAUACUCAUUUAACAAAAAAUCGAGAAAAUAAGUUCAGCAGCUAAACGAAAAUGCCUCACGCACACUCAGCCGGCCGCCGAAAACCCUCAACCCAAAGACGUCUUCUUCUACGCUGCUCGCAGCUAAUAUUUCUACAGUUGCUGCUGCCCCAUUACUGCCUCCAACAUGCCAUCAAAAACGAGCACAGCAGUGCCAAUGCCACCAGCAACAACAGCACAACACCGCGAGCAACAGAUGCCGCUAGCUCGGAGAGUUAUUUCGUGCCACAUCGCUUCUCCAGCAGCAACAACAUAACCAUACUCCACGAAGUGCAUGAAAUCGCCACGCACGCAGAUCGACCACUCGUGCUGAACACACACGAAGUGCUGCCCGUAAAACCGUUGAAGAAGAAACCCUAUACACUGCUCGACAAAACGAUAUUCCCUGAGUACGAGAAGGCGCGCACGCUCAAAGAGUACGAACUACAUCCGGUCACUUUCGAUUUUAAUCUAAGCGACUUGGAGGAUUUGGAGCAUGAGACCGUGAAGAAGGGCGACCUCAGCGCCGAAGAGAAGCAUUUACUACGCAAUGCCGAGGAACCUGUGCUCAGCUACAAUGAACGCGUGCCCUACGUGGGUCUCGGAAGUGAGGUGGGCCUGGAAGGUUUUGGUGGUGCAACCGAUGUAACAGUACAUAUUUAUACCACAGAGAAUAGUUUAUUGGCCACCAAUGCAACUCUUGCUAGCACCACAACACAAGCGCCAAUUAUUACUACACCAAAUGUUGUGGCCACCAUAAGUCCACACAUCUUUAAGGUGCAUAAAAAUAAAACGCUGAAGAAGGGGCGCGAACUGCUCAAGCAGGAGGAGGAGACACCAAAGGCAGCGGGCAAUAACGUUAAUAGCAUCAGUCAUUAUUUUGGCGUGGACACUAUUGUAGGGGAAGUGAACGCAACGGCUGCUAGUCUACAUUCCGCUAAUUUCUUUCAAAUCAUCACCAAUUUGUAUGAUCACUUUUAUUGGCAGGCGUCGGAAAUACGCACAAAAGUGUCGACCGCUUGCGGACUGGAAAUGCAGGCGUACUUGACGGGCUUGCAUGGGAACUUCGACUGGGCGCAAAAGGCAUACGAUGCUUCCGGCCGUUACCGUGGACAAUUAUUCUUCGGCAACGACAAAUGGCUGGGUCAGAAGAAUUUCUGCUAUGAACUUAAUCGGCAACUAAAUCCAGAUGAGCGUAAACAUUUCGAAUUUGAAUUUUAUGCUGCUUUGGUUGCGCUACACCUGUCGAUGCCGCAACAGUUGCACGUAAACCUCCAAGUGGGCGAGUGUUUACCACGUUCCUGCAAUGCACACGACGUGUACGCCAUACUCACACUGGAUCCACAUGCUCAAAUGCUUGUUGCACUAAAUACCGCGGCGAUCAAUCAAGCACAAUACAACCAAAGUAUUGGCCAUGGUCACAGCAAUAGCAGCAGCGGCAACCACACCAUCAUACAAGUGCUACAUGUGCGUGCAGUGCCCGGCGCCUUCAGCUAUUGGCGCGAACUAAAAUUUCAAAUAUUUCUAAGUUUCGUAUUCUCACUUUUGCUACUCGUCAUCACAGCCACCUGGUAUCAGGCGAAAUUAAAUCAACUGCAGCUCAGCUCGCCGCACAUUGCGGCCAUUAGUGCGAAAAUUGAUGCUGUCAUGGCGGCCGCAAUCGCCGGUGCCAGCGGUGGCCGUGGUGGCGGUGGCGGCGAUGGCAUUGCAACAAUUGAUGCCAGUGUCGCGGGGACCUACACUAAUAAUGCCGGUGGCGGCAAUUCAGGUGCAUUCAAAUCAACAAGAGCAGUGCCAGCCUUCGAACUAUACCAGAUGAGCACACUGACAACGGAGAACAACAAUGUGCUCGACAUUGAGGCGGAUGUGAAUGGAAAUAAAACGGCGAAUAGCGCCAGUAGCAGCAGCAGCGCAAACGGCACUGGCGGACAAGCGAAUGGGAAUAGCAAUGGCGCAGCAGGCACAGCCGCAGCGACAGUGGGAACUACGAAAGGGGGUGGUGUUGCUGGUGGCGGAGGCGGUGGCGGUGGCGGUGGGAGUAUUGCAAGCAACAGCAGCAGUGUGCGGCGCAUCCAUGGCGAACUUUCCGCAACGGAUGUCGAGAAGUCACAUAUGGCCGAUUAUCGCCUGGAAACGAGCAGCAGUAUGGGUGCGUCGAGUACUUAUGAGACGAGAAAACAAUUGGGUUUGCAUGAGAAAUUUUUAUUGUGUUUUGCAUUUCAAACAAAUGCCGGCAGUAUCCUCAACAUGACAGAGAACAAAGAGCAACAAACCUCCUGUGUGCAUGGCUUGCGCGUCUUCUCCGUGCUGUGGACGAUAAUGGUGCAUACGUAUUUGCAAAUGUUUACCAUCGGUGAAAAUAGAUUCCAGCGCAACAUUGUCGAACGUUCGUUUUGGUAUCAGUUCGUUGGCAAUGCUACCUUUUCCGUCGAUACAUUCUUCUUCAUCAGCGGCUUCCUUGUGACAUUACUCUUCCUUAAACAGGAUAAAAAGUAUCCCGAUGAUACAGGACAAUAUUUUCGACGCAGCAUGAAGGAUACAGGAUUUCUAUUGAUUUAUCGCUAUAUACGCUUGACGCCAGCGUAUCUGUUUGUGAUACUGUUUAAUGAUUUUGCACUGCGCCAAACUUUCGAUAACUCCGUCUUCCAGCCGAAUGUCGCCGCCGACACUUGCAGCCGUUUUUGGUGGCGCAACAUACUCUAUAUCAACAAUUUUUAUCCACUCAGUGAGAUUUGCAUGAUCUGGAGCUGGUAUAUGGCCAAUGAUAUGCAAUUCUUUGUGAUGUCUUCGCUGCUGCUGGUGCUCUCCAUCAAGUAUUUCAAAACUGCUGCCAUUAUUUUGUGUUCAUUUCUGCUAAGUUCUUGGGGUGUUUCGGGCAUUAUUUCCCUACAUUACCGUUAUACGCAUAAGGUGGCCAAUCCCUUCGAGUCAUUCGAUUUCCUCUACGACAAACCCUGGCAGCGUGUUGGCACCUACAUUAUGGGCAUGCUAGCCGGUUACAUUAUUCACAAAGUCAAAAAGCCCCCUGCGAUAAGUAGCCGCACAAAUUAUUUGAUCUGGCUGGGUAGCUGGUCGCUGUUGGCGUUCAUAAUUUUCGGCGUAUGGAGUGGGGAACUCAGUCGAUUAGCGACAGCGUUCUACGUUAGCGUUGGUCACACAGCCUUCGGCGUUGGUCUUAUCUGGAUCGUCUUGUCCUGCUGUUGGGGCAUAGCGCCCACAGCCAAUCGCAUCCUAUCCUAUCGUGGUCUCUGGCCACUCUCACGCCUCACCUACUGCACUUAUCUCAUUCAUCCGGUCAUAAUGCUAAUCACUUCUUUUCGCAUGAGUGGCAUCGUUCAUCUGAAUAAUCUCUUCGUUAUGACCAUUUUUCUGGGGAAUGCGGUAGCUUCCUUCGGUGUAGCCUUCUUCAUUUCGGUUUUGUUUGAGGCACCAGUCAUACGAAUAUUGAAGAUUUUUUAUCGAAAGUAGUAACUGUAUAGUUUUUUUUUUAAUUGUAUGUAUAUAUUAAGUCGUAACCGUGCAUGUUUGUAUAUAUUUACAUAGCUUGUAGGAAGAGGAGGGUGAGAGAAAUACUUUUAAGAAGUUAACGUAAUGCAAUUCGGAAUAAUUUUAAAGUUGCCACGAUACAUACAU
Messenger RNA from Rhagoletis pomonella (apple maggot), 3903 nucleotides. RefSeq lists its product as uncharacterized. Lineage: Eukaryota; Metazoa; Arthropoda; Insecta; Diptera; Tephritidae. The record is from RefSeq and is a predicted model, not a curated record. Gene Ontology annotation, molecular function: acyltransferase activity, transferring groups other than amino-acyl groups. The coding region runs from base 304 to 3738 and encodes 1144 amino acids. The transcript is spliced from 11 exons.